Molecule: messenger RNA, 822 nt
Organism: Artibeus jamaicensis (Jamaican fruit-eating bat)
Lineage: Eukaryota; Metazoa; Chordata; Mammalia; Chiroptera; Phyllostomidae
Gene: LSM2
Product: LSM2 homolog, U6 small nuclear RNA and mRNA degradation associated
Exons: 5
Coding region: 207-494 (95 amino acids)
Biological process (GO): mRNA splicing, via spliceosome
Cellular component (GO): precatalytic spliceosome; U6 snRNP; catalytic step 2 spliceosome
Molecular function (GO): RNA binding
Source: RefSeq, a predicted model, not a curated record
GCUGGCUUCAGCGUGCCCUUCACUCUUCCCAGACCGCUCUCGCGAGCGCUCACCGCACGCUCUUUUUCUGUAUUUUGAACUUCGCGUGGCGUUUCCCGCCCCGCCCCACGCGCGCAGGCUCGCGCUCUGAGUUGCGCCCGGCCUCUGGCUCAAGGCAUCAGGCCCUCGCCUUCCUUGUCCGGCCGGCAGCCCGCUGCGUAAGCACAAUGCUCUUCUACUCCUUUUUCAAGUCCCUUGUGGGUAAGGAUGUGGUGGUGGAACUCAAGAAUGACCUGAGCAUCUGUGGAACCCUCCAUUCUGUGGAUCAGUAUCUCAACAUCAAACUAACUGACAUCAGUGUCACAGACCCUGAGAAAUACCCUCACAUGUUAUCAGUGAAGAACUGCUUCAUCCGGGGCUCAGUGGUCCGCUAUGUGCAGUUGCCAGCAGAUGAGGUGGACACGCAGUUACUACAGGAUGCGGCCAGAAAGGAGGCCCUGCAGCAAAAACAGUGAUGUUCCUUCUCUCCUCCACCUGGUGUCCCAGCCCAGGACCUCUCCACACAUACUUGAGAUGUUGUGUUUCUGGUUUUAUAAUAGUGAAGGUGCUUUUUUUUUUUUUUUUUUUUUUAAGGCAUGAGUAGAUCAGAGGACUAAUUAGUGGUGAGCAGCUGUCCUCAGAAGUUGUCUGGGGGACUGCAAGGUGUUCCUUGUCCCCAGUACCUGCCUUUAUUCCUUUUCCAGAGAUGGCAGGAGAAUCUCUUAGUUCUCUCCAGGUCAGUGCGUGAUUUUGGAGGAUGGAAGGAAUCUGUCCCGUAUCGGGAAUAAAAUUUUUUGAUGCAGA